Molecule: messenger RNA, 2251 nt
Organism: Stegodyphus dumicola
Lineage: Eukaryota; Metazoa; Arthropoda; Arachnida; Araneae; Eresidae
Product: monocarboxylate transporter 9-like
Biological process (GO): transmembrane transport
Molecular function (GO): transmembrane transporter activity
Source: RefSeq, a predicted model, not a curated record
UGAAAAUGAGCUACAGUGAAGGUCCAGACAAAGGUCAUGCUUGGGUCAUUGCUAUAGCUGCUUGCGUUCUUACCAUGAUCCUUUCUGGCUUGUCUAAGGUAGUGGGUAUACUUUACGUAGCAGUUAUUGAUACAUACGGUGCCACAAGAUUCGAAGCAACGCUGCCAUUCUCCUUGAGAAAAUCUCUCCGAAGUUUAGCAGGACCAGUUGUAGGAGUAAUUGGGCAACGUUACGGAAUUCGAACUGUUACUUUCUUUGGGGGAUUCGUAGGGGCACUCGGAGCAGCUCUUUGCUUCAUAGCUCCCAAUACAACAUGGCUUGUAGUCUGUUGGGGUGGAAUUCAUGGCCUGGGCGAUGCUUUCUCUAACACACUUUUUCAAGUGGUGGUAAAUCAAUAUUUUGUGAAAUACAGAGCAACUGCUUCCGGUAUUGCCCUUUCUGGGGCGUGUGUGGGGUCCAUUGGCUUUUCCUUUCUCAUUGAAUCCCUAGAAGAUGCUUAUGGACUUCAGGGCACGUUCCUCAUAGUUUCAGGAGUUAUUCUUCAUGUCUUACCAGCAGCAAUCCUUCUCAAAUCGCCAAGCUGGAUUCAGAAUGAAAAUCAAAAGAAUAGCAUUCGCCAGAAGCCACAUUCUUGUGUGAUUUCGAAAAGCUGCAUGAAAGCAAAAUCCAUCAUAUCUUUGAAUCCUCUGGCAGAAGGGAAUAACAUUUUUACUAUCUCAGGUCUUCCCAUGAAAACUCAUUCCUCAACAAACUUAAUUUCUACCCUCCAAGAAACACUGGAAGAAACAAAAGGAUUCGGCAAUCCUGUCUUCGAACUGGAAAUGCAGAACUGCCUAGAGCAAACUCACCGAGGCAAAAGGCAAAGCCUUCAGAGUUUGCUUGUCACUCCUGAAGAUUGUUUUUGUGAUCAUAUUUCAUUACCCUGCGAGAAGAAAAAUGAAGUUUCCAGGGGGACAGAAGAGGCAAAGACUGGCACCGAAAAAGCAAAAAGCAUGUUGGAAAGUGUAAAAAGUAUUGCUAGAAUAUACAAGAAUCCUCUUUUCGUGCUAAUAUGCAUUUGUAUGGCAACGUAUGUUUUAAUAGUAGUUCCUCUGAUGACCACUGUCAUUGAUUAUAGCAGAGACAAAGGUUUACCAGAAACUGUUGGAAAGUACCUAAUACAUGCCACGGCCGUUGGAGAUAUACUAGGCCGCCUUUGCUUUGGUUGGGUGACAGACAAGGAUAUCAUAUCUAUUCCGCACUACAUGAUCAUAGCUUUGGUCCUUGAAGGUAUCUUCAUUCUUUUACUGCCCAUGACCAAGAGUUUGGCUAUGUACUUGUUGCUAUUAGCCCUCUUCUCCAUGACAGCAGGAAGCAUGUUGGUUCGUCUACCAAUCCUCGUAUUUAAGCAUGUGAAGAAGGAAGAGCAUUUAAUGGCUAUGGGAUGCUACGGUUUCGUUUCGGGAUUAAUUCCACUCGGAAUACCAUCCCUCAUUGGCUACUUCCGAGACACAAGAAGCUCUUACGAUGAAAUGUAUUACAUAUUGGGAGGUUUAUCUAUUGUAUCUGGAGGACUGUGGCUUUUAGAACCUGCGCUAGCAAGACUGAACGACCGCCUGCAGCAACUCAAGAAAGAAAGUAACAGCGUGUAAAAAAACAAAAGAAGAAUAUUUUUACUAGUGAUCCAGUGAAGCUCAAAACUUUUCUCAAGAAAAUACGAUAUGUCGGAUUUUUGUUGCGAACAGUCAUUACGAAAUCUCACAAAUUAUGAAUGAUAAUGCACGGAAGUUAAAACAAUGAACUUUUUAGUUUGAAUUCUUUAGAAUUUGAAAGCAAUAUUAUUUUUCGUAAGUUUUCUCAACAGUUAUUGAAAAAUAUCUGUAUUUUGUGUUCCACUGUAAAACAUGGAACAAAGCUAAAGGAUGAUGAUACUUUCAAAUAAGUUUUUCUUAUGGGAAUUUUAGAAGAGAAGGAGAGUAAGAAAUGGUUUAUGUUUGGGUUUAAAACGUUUGAUGAAGAUGUAAAAUGAAGCUAAUAAACUUAUCAAUUUUACAGCUAAUGAAUAUUUAAGACAGAAAAAUGCCGUUUUCAAAAAUGUAGAUUUAUUUCUGUUCUCGAAAAACUAGAUAUGCCCUACAAGCAUUCAGCUACAUAUAUUCUUUAUGAAGUCAACUGGAUCUCAUUAUUAUUAGACGAAAAUGGUUAUUUUAUUCUAUUCAAAAUACGCACUUAUCGUAUUGUAUGUACACGUUUCAUAAGAAUUUUGUUUCGU